AUGAGACGGUCAGCGAGGCAGAAGCGACCCGUGUCCGCCCCAGAGCCUGCCCAGGAGUCACCAGCGCCCAAGAAGGCCAAGGCGGCGCGCACCAAGGUCGCGCCUGCAGUGCAUACGAAGGCCAAGGCCGUUCUUGUCGUGCUGCCCGGCGCCUCGGGCUCGUUCAGCAAGGCCAUGCACGACCUGGUGCUUUCGCAGCUAAGCGACGUCGUUAUACACAACGCAAUCGACGAGCGUCGGCGCUGGAACACUCGAAAGGCAGCCGCGCCAGCCAACUUUGAGCUCGUUCGCAGCUGCUGCCCCUCGACAGCCGACCUCGCGACCUACGGCGUCGACACGUUCUACGUCUUUGCCCAUAGCUUUGGCAACCGUGUGCUCUGCGAGAUGCUUGGUGCUGGCGCGCUACGAGACGUUUGCGGUGUCAUUCUCUCGGGCUUCCCGCUCUACGGUCCCAAGAACAACGAUGAGCGUGUGGUCCAGCUACGCCUUUUACCGGCGACAACACCGGCAUUGGUUCUCAGUGGCGACGCCGACGACUUCUUGCAUCGGCCUUAUCUCGACACUGCGGGUGCUGCGCUUCUCCAGGCAACGCUUGAGGCCCUCGCACAUCCAGCCAUCGACGUCGUGGUCUUGGAGAACGCUGGCCACGAUCUGCCCAAGACAAAGGGCAAGGACACCGCCGCAGCUACUGCAACACGCAUGAUCGAGUCCAUCGCGAGCUUUCUCACGACGCACCGUCCCGUGUGAGGCAACGUUGGCUUGCACGGACCCCUUUUUGUCCCAUGCCACGGCACUUUAACUCGUUUAACGUGUGACGUGGCACUCUGUGCGCGUUUUGCCUCUGUG
Saprolegnia diclina VS20 is the source of this 846-nucleotide messenger RNA. RefSeq lists its product as hypothetical. The transcript is spliced from 2 exons. Lineage: Eukaryota; Oomycota; Saprolegniomycetes; Saprolegniales; Saprolegniaceae. The coding region runs from base 1 to 747 and encodes 248 amino acids. The record is from RefSeq and is a predicted model, not a curated record.